ACACACACACACACACACAGAGAGACAGGCUGUACCAAAGAAGUGUGUGAGAGGAAAGACUCAGGCAGGAACAAUGGGAGUGGACGUCGAGACCCUAAAACCCGGAGACGGAAAGACUUUUCCGCAGAAAGGACAGAAUGUCAGCGUGCACUAUGUCGGCACACUGACAAAUGGGAAAAAGUUUGACUCCUCCAGGGACCGUGGAGAUCCUUUCCAAUUCAAAAUUGGAACCGGCCAAGUAAUUCGUGGUUGGGAUGAGGGUGUUGCCCAGAUGAGUCUGGGCCAGGUGGCCAAGCUGACCUGCACGCCGGACUAUGCUUACGGCAGUAAAGGAUUCCCUCCCAUCAUCCCAGGAAAUUCCACUCUCAUCUUCGAAGUGGAGCUGCUGAAAUGCUGAGUGUUUAGCUGACGGUUGCUCCCCUGAAUUUCUCAUUCCACCCUCAUCAUCCCGGUCACAAAUAACUUGUUUAAUUAAAGGUGCUGUCAGUAGCAUUUACAAAACACAAGUCAUUGUAGAAAUUAUUCUGAUAUCUUGGCAUAAUUGAGACAAAUAAGAUUGUGUCCCAGUGCUUAUGUUAGUAGGGUUAUUGAUGUUGCGAUGACACUCAGUCACUAACUGUAAAGGAGUAGUUCAGCAUUUUGAGAAAUACUCAUAAAUUCUGUGUUAAUUAUGAAACAUCCAGGAGAGGGUUACUUCGGUUUAGCAUAAAGAUUAUAAAUGGGAAAACGGCUAGCUUGAAGGUAACAAAAUCCACCUACCAGCACCUCUAAGGUUCACUAAUUAAUGGGUUAUAUCUAACCCACUGUUGGUGGUAACUUCAUGUUUUCCAUACAGAUUCGAGAGUGGCAUCAUUAUUCUCUCAAACACAGUGUAUUUUCCAGGAUGUUGAACUAUUCCUAUAAAUAAAUCCAACAACAUGUGUAAUGACCUUUUUUAGUUGUUUAGACACAGUUGAGAUACCACCUUUUGGUUGUAAACUUUCAGGAUUUAGUUUAGCCUCAUUUUUACCUUUUUAUUACAUAUUUGACUUAACUCUCAGGUGGUUGAAAGCACUUAAAACACAUAAUCUGAAUUAGAGCAAAAAACAAGGGAACAUUAAUCUAGUGCGCUUUACGAAUAGCAGCUCUCUUUGUGUGCCAUAAACCAACAGAAUUAUCACAAAAUCUUAGUGAAUGGCUCUGAAAAAAAGUAGUAAAGGCUGCCAGUCUAUUCAGAAAAUGUCUUUUGUGCAUAAAUAUUUAUUCCAAUGUCUCAAAGGUAGUGCAGUAAAGAUUAUUAGCAUAUAAAAUGCAAAUGAAACACCUUUAAUGAAAAGUUUAUUUGUUUUUUAUUCCCCAUCGUAAACUUACCCCUUCAAUAGAUGCAUGAGUUUGACAGCUUAAAACUUUGACACAAUGUAAAGAAACACUUCAUAAGUUUAGAAACAAAAAUUGGCGUAUGAUUUAGUUUAUCAUUACUACUUGUGUUGCCAUUUAUAGUAUUGGGAACAGAUGUUAAAACCUGCUCCUUGUACUAUACUUACGAGGCUUUUUGCCAUAACAAUUUAAAUGUCUGAAGUGUCCUUGUAUUAUGUCACAGUGCUUAAUGUUUUAUUUCUUUGGUAUCAGCCAUGAAAUUGUCUUACAUUUGGGUAUUGCAUUCUUGCAUUAAAAGGAAUAUACGAUAA
This is a messenger RNA of Scomber japonicus (chub mackerel), 1667 nucleotides long. RefSeq lists its product as uncharacterized. The coding region runs from base 74 to 397 and encodes 107 amino acids. The record is from RefSeq and is a predicted model, not a curated record. The transcript has 4 exons. Gene Ontology annotation, molecular function: peptidyl-prolyl cis-trans isomerase activity. NCBI's taxonomy places the organism in Eukaryota, Metazoa, Chordata, Actinopteri, Scombriformes, Scombridae.